Messenger RNA from Tachyglossus aculeatus (Australian echidna), 2915 nucleotides. It is a transcript of the gene RAD17, whose product is annotated as RAD17 checkpoint clamp loader component. Gene Ontology annotation, cellular component: Rad17 RFC-like complex; nucleus. Gene Ontology annotation, biological process: mitotic DNA replication checkpoint signaling; DNA repair; DNA damage checkpoint signaling. Gene Ontology annotation, molecular function: chromatin binding; DNA clamp loader activity. Lineage: Eukaryota; Metazoa; Chordata; Mammalia; Monotremata; Tachyglossidae. The transcript has 17 exons. The record is from RefSeq and is a predicted model, not a curated record. Bases 52 to 2190 code for a protein of 712 amino acids.
GGGGCUCUGGGGCCGGACUCCGCCCCUUCCCCGCUCGCGGGUCGGGGGGUGAUGCCGCAGGGACGCCGCCCGCUGCCCGCAGAUGAUCUGUUUAAAGCUGUGCAGAUUAUAUACUGCGGAUGGGAACUAUCAAGGCUUAUAAUGUCAAAAAUUUCCCUUAGAAGAAAAGUAGUUCCCACAAAGGUAACUGAUUGGGUACAGCCUUCAUUCAACGAUUCUACUGAGAACACAAACAUCUCUACGCUCUCUGCUACGUCCUUAGAGUUGAAUGGCAUGCAACAGAGGAAAAAAGAUUUACUUUCCACAUUAGAAAGUAGCAAGUACAGAUUUCCAGCUAGAAAAAGAGGAAAGUCUUCGGAACAAGUUUGUGAUCAGUCAGAUUCAAAUCGAAGCCUGUCUGAAAAUGAAACUUGGGUGGAUAAAUAUAGACCAGAAACUCAGAGUGAACUUGCGGUGCAUAAGAAGAAAAUUGAAGAAGUUGAAGCCUGGCUAAAAUCUCAAAUCUUAGAGGGGCAACCAAAGCAGGGUGGAUCUAUUUUAUUGUUAACCGGCCCCCCUGGAUGUGGAAAGACCGCCACUUUGCAAAUCCUUACUAAGGAUCUUGGUAUUCAGGUGCAAGAAUGGAUCAAUCCGGUUUUCCUGGACUUCAGAAAAGAUGACUUCAAGGAUAUGUUUAACCCUGAAUCCAGUUUCCAAACAUUUCCUACUCGAUCACAGACGACUGUUUUUCAAGAGUUUCUGUUAAGAGCGAACAAAUACAACAAACUACAGAUGGUUGGGGACUUGCUGGAUACAGAUAAGAAGCUUAUUCUUGUUGAAGAUAUGCCUAAUCAGUUUUAUCGGGAUCCUAGUGGGUUACAUGAAAUUCUGAGGAGGUUUGUGCAAAUAGGACGAUGUCCUCUUGUGUUUAUAAUCUCUGACAGCCUCAGUGGAGAUAGUAGCCAGAAGCUGUUGUUUCCUAAGGAGAUCCAAGAAGAGUUCUCUGUAUCCAACAUUAGCUUCAACCCGGUGGCCCCAACGAUUAUGAUGAAGGUUCUUAACCGGAUAGCAAUAGCAGAAGGCAGUCUGAAGGGAGGAAAAGUUGUUCCUGAUAAAACUUCUUUAGAGUUGAUUUGCAAAGGAUGUUCUGGUGAUAUUAGAAGUGCAAUAAACAGUCUCCAGUUUUCUUCUUCAAAAGAUUAUUCAGUAGAAAGCAGUCCAUGGUCCAGGAAAAAAGGGCUGACGUCAUUAAAAUCUGACACUGCAUCAUCAAGAGCAAAGCAGAGAAAGAAAGCUGAAGGAUCUUUAGAAAACCAAGAAGUCCAAGCUAUUGGUGGCAAAGACGCAUCUCUCUUUCUUUUCAGAGCUUUAGGGAAAAUACUUUAUUGUAAAAGAGAACCACUGAAGGAGUUCAAAUAUCCGCGAUUACCUUCUCACUUAACAGAAUAUGAACGCGAUCCGCUGGUAAUGCAGCCUGAGGAAGUUGUAGAAAAGUCACACAUGGCUGGAGAACUCUUCAAUUUAUACCUACACCAAAACUACUUAGAUUUCUUCACAGAAAUAGAUGAUAUUACGAGAGCCAGUGAAUACCUCAGCACUGCUGAUGUUCUUAGUGGUGACUGGACUUCACGAACUACUCUCAGGGAAUACAGCGCGUCGGUAGCCACAAGAGGGGUGAUGCAUUCCAACAAAGCCAGAGGAUUUGCCUGCUGCCAAGGAGGAGCGAGUUUUCGUCCCUUACAUAAACCUCAGUGGUUUCUAAUAAAUAAAAAGUAUCGCGAGAACUGUCUGGCUGCGAAAUCACUCUUUUCCAGCUUCUGUUUGCCACCUUUAUGUCUCCAAACACUGCUCUUGCCAUAUCUCGCUCUGCUGACUAAUCCAAUGAGAAACCAAGCUCAGAUCGCAUUCAUCCAAGAUGUUGGAAGACUUCCCCUAAAGCGGUACUUUGCCAGAUUGAAAAUGGAAGCUCUGACUGAUAAGGAUCAAGGGCUGACAGACCCAGACAGUGACGAGGAAGCCAACCUUGAGGGCGUGCGGCCUACGGAGACGUUUCUACACGGAGACAGGAGCGAAACGGAACCCAAGGGAUCUUCUCUGCCUUCAAGCCAGACGAUUGGAAAUGAACUGCCAGCCAGUCAACCUCAACCUGCAGCUGCCCAAGGAAUCAUGAAGGAAGAGGAGAUAAUAAUAGAAGACUAUGAUAGUGACUGAUCAAAGGCACAUCCAGAGGCCCCCCCCCGCCACUAGUCAGGUGCCGUUGGCAGAUGCCAUUUGUGUCAUCCAGUAGUAAAUGACAUUUAUUUGAAAGGUUUUUUUUAUGCACUGUUCACCGGCAGUUGCAUUUUUCUUGGCCCGCUUGCAGACUGUUGAAAAUAAUAAAUAUGCUUUUACACGGGAACAACUGUGACUUUUACCAGAUUGCUGAAUAAGAAUGGCCUUUGCGUGGCGCUCAGCGUCACCUCUCGCAUCAUCAAAAUUAUUCACAGUCUGAGGCGCAUAAGCUCAAAUUGUUUUGCAAACGAUGGGGAAUGUCUGUAAUUAUUGGAAACAAGGUUAUGGUAAACUACGUUCAAAUGACUUUAUUUUUUACUAGUAUUUAAUUAGUCUUGUAGCUGUACAGAGUGUCCUGCUGGGGGGAGAGAAGCAAUCUUUUAUAAGAGUUUGUUUAAAUUACAUGGAAAAAUAGAGAAUUCAGAAACACACAAACUUUGUUUUGGGAGGAAAUGUAAAUAAAAAGUGUAAAAGCUGAAGAUUGAACGAUUCAAGAUGGAAAUAAACUUCCCCGUGCCUCAUUCCUUUUGGUUUUUGGCCUCGAGCUCUUUUUAUGAAUGUUUAAAGAAUGGAAUCCUAUGUUGUACAGUAGAUUAUUUUUAGAUACCUCCGGGGGAAAAUAUUUACCUAAUUUAUAUCAAGAAAAUUAAAAGCUUUCGAGAUGA